Molecule: messenger RNA, 2859 nt
Organism: Aspergillus homomorphus CBS 101889
Lineage: Eukaryota; Fungi; Ascomycota; Eurotiomycetes; Eurotiales; Aspergillaceae
Gene: culA
Product: cullin culA
Exons: 7
Coding region: 277-2574 (765 amino acids)
Biological process (GO): protein ubiquitination; SCF-dependent proteasomal ubiquitin-dependent protein catabolic process
Cellular component (GO): SCF ubiquitin ligase complex
Molecular function (GO): ubiquitin protein ligase binding
Source: RefSeq, a predicted model, not a curated record
CCCCUCCAGCUUCAGGCGCGUCUCAUUCCUCUCCCGACUUCUGUGACUUUCGGGACUUGCGUGUUACUGUCUUACCUCUUGUCCCCAUCGCCCUAUCAUAACCUUUGAGAUCGUCUCCUUCAAACCCCAAUCAAGUCAGGAGAGAGACAUCAUUCGUCUGUCUCGUCACCGCUGCCUUAACCGCUCAUCGAUCAGAGUGAGGUCAUUCACUGCACCUAUCGCUUGCACCGUUGGAGACCCGCCUUCAAGACUCGAACCUGGGUGUUCAAACACAAGAUGCCGGCUCUUAUCCCUCAGACGCCUCACAAGGAUGAUCUCGAUGAAACAUGGGCGUUCUUGGAGAAGGGCAUCGACAGUGUGAUGCUGAAACUAGAGGAAGGAGUUGAUAUGAAAACUUAUAUGGCCCUUUACACAGCGGUCCACAACUUUUGCACAUCACAAAAAGCUGUUGGUAGCGGUACGGGUUUACAGGCUCAUCGCGGCGCUCAUCUCCUCGGCGAGGAACUGUAUAAGCUGCUCGGCGAAUACCUCUCACGCCACCUCGACGCCGUGAACAGAGAAUCCGAGAGUCAUGCUGAGGAAGCUCUACUGGGAUUCUAUAUCCGCGAAUGGCUUCGCUACACUACGGCCGCCAAAUACAUCAAUCAUCUAUUCCGCUACUUGAACAGACAUUGGGUAAAGCGUGAAAUCGACGAGGGUAAGAAAAAUGUCUACGAUGUCUACACCUUGCACUUGGUGAAGUGGAAAGAGGACUUCUUCCUGAAGGUCCAUCAGAAGGUGAUGGACGCAGUAUUGAAUCUGGUUGAAAAACAACGCAACGGCGAGACGAUCGAGCAGUCACAGAUCAAGAGCAUUGUCGAUUCGUUUGUCUCCCUUGGCCUCGAUGAGAGUGACAGCACGAAGUCGACGCUUGAAGUUUACCGGAUCCACUUCGAGAAGCCCUUCAUCGCCGCCACCAAGGUCUACUAUGAGAAUGAAUCGCGUCAGUUCGUCACCGAGAACAGCGUGGUCGAGUACAUGAAAAAGGCAGAAGCUCGCUUGGAGGAAGAAAAGGCCCGUGUCGGCCUAUACUUACACCAGGAUAUUUCUAAGCAUCUGACGGACACUUGCCUGGAGGUGCUGGUCACUGCUCACUCAGAACUUCUCCGAGACGAAUUCCAGGUUCUGUUGGACAACGAGCGCCAGGAUGAUUUGGCCCGAAUGUACCGACUGCUCUCGCGCAUCAAGGAGGGCUUGGAUCCCCUUCGCACGAAGUUCGAGGCACAUGUGAGGAAGGCUGGUUUGGCCGCCGUCGAGAAGGUGGCCGCCGAUGGCGAGACAUCAUUUGAGCCAAAAUCGUACGUGGAUGCGUUGUUGCAGGUACAUACCAGAUACCAGAGUUUGGUCAGCGAGGCGUUCAAUGGAGAAUCUGAGUUUGUUCGGUCUCUGGAUAAUGCUUGCCGAGAGUUUGUCAACCGCAACAAGAUCUGCAAGUCCGGAUCCACAAAGACUCCUGAGUUGCUUGCGCGCUAUACCGACUCGCUACUCAAGAAGGGAUCGAAGGCUGCGGAGGAGUCGGAAUUGGAGGAGAUGCUGGUGCAGAUCAUGACUGUCUUCAAGUACAUCGAGGAUAAGGAUGUCUUCCAGAAGUUUUACUCUAAAAUGCUUGCCAAGCGUCUGGUACAUGUCAGCUCCGUGUCCGACGACGCAGAGACCAGCAUGAUCAGCAAGCUCAAGGAGGCGUGCGGUUUUGAAUACACCAACAAGCUACAACGCAUGUUCCAAGAUAUUCAGAUCUCGAAGGACCUUAACGCCAGUUAUCGGGAUUGGCAGGAGAAGGUCCUCGACGAGGAUGAUCGGAGGAAGCUGGUAGACUCACAUUUCCAGAUCCUAGGAACUGGAUUCUGGCCUCUCAAUGCGCCUUCUACCGACUUCCUUGCACCACCUGAGAUUGUCAAGACUUCUGAGCGCUUCCAAAGCUUCUACUUUGACAAGCACAAUGGCCGAAAGCUGACAUGGCUCUGGCAGCUAUGCAAAGGUGAAAUCAAAGCCAACUACAUCAAGAAUACCAAGGUGCCGUACACCUUCCAGGUGUCUACAUUCCAGAUGGGAAUCCUCUUACUUUUCAACGAGCACGACACCCUCACCUACGAAGAUAUUCAAAAAGCCACGUCCCUCUCUCCCGAGAUUCUCGAUCCCAAUUUGAGCAUUUUCCUCAAGGCCAAGGUUCUGACUAUCAGUCCCGACGGAUCGAAGCCAGAACCUGGAACGUCAUUCACUCUGAACUAUAAUUUCAAGAACAAGAAGAUCAAGGUUAAUCUGAACAUCCAAAUCAAGUCGGAGCAAAAGGUUGAGUCGGAUGAUACGCACAAAACUAUCGAAGAGGACCGUAAGCUUCUACUCCAGUCUGCUAUUGUCCGUAUCAUGAAGUCGCGCAAGAAAAUGAAGCACGUACAACUUGUCCAAGAAGUGAUUCAACAAGUCAAGUCUCGCUUCCCUCCCAAGGUCCCCGAUAUUAAGAAGAAUAUCGAGGCUCUGAUGGAGAAGGAUUACAUCGAACGAUUGGACGGGGACGAGAUUGCUUACAUUGCAUGAAGUAUCUGCUGCCGCGACCUUCCGGUUCCCAUGCUAUCUAUCACUCUGUCCCCCCUUUCUCUGUUACUCCCCGUGUGUCCUCUUAGCGCGGUAUCGAUUAUCCUCACAUUUUGAUUUUAUUUACGCCAGGUUUCGUCGAACCAUGGAGGAUGGGAUAUUUUGUAUUUCUCUCAUAGCGCUGCUACCACAAAUGAUAACCCAGAUGAUGCUUCUAGAUAGGAUGAUGUUUUGUCAUUUGUCUCUUGAUCGCCUCCUAUAUUUCGCUUUGAGAUGUGAAUCGCAACC